Messenger RNA from Aspergillus niger, 1086 nucleotides. RefSeq lists its product as uncharacterized. NCBI's taxonomy places the organism in Eukaryota, Fungi, Ascomycota, Eurotiomycetes, Eurotiales, Aspergillaceae. Bases 1 to 1086 code for a protein of 361 amino acids. The record is from RefSeq and is a predicted model, not a curated record. The transcript has a single exon.
AUGACCGUACCUCCCAACCCAUCUCUGAGCGACUCCGCUACCGGUUAUGUAGUGACCCAUCGCGGCAGCGUCGUGGAAAACCGACACCAAGUGCACGCCGCCGUCACCGAUGCCACGGGCCGCAUCUUAUAUGCCGUGGGCGAUCCCACGCGCGUCACCCUGGCCCGCUCGGCCGCGAAACCUGCCCAAGCCCUGGCGGUGGUGGAAACCGGCGCUCUCGAAAAGUUUGACUUCAACGAGGCGGAUCUAGCGUUGAUGUGCGCCUCCCACAGCAGUGAAGAUCGCCAUCUUGCCCGUGCUCGCGCCAUGUUGAGCAAGGCCAAUAUGCAGGAAGAGGACUUACGGUGUGGGGGUCAUGCGGCCCUGUCGGAGGCUGUCAAUCGAGCCUGGAUCAAGCAAGACUGGAUACCGACGGCCAUCGCCAACAACUGCUCGGGCAAACAUGCCGGUAUGCUGGCAGGUGCCAAAGCCCUGGGUGCCACUACUGCAGAGUACCACUGCCCCACCCACCCCCUUCAGCAGCAGGUUGCCCACGCCGUCGAGGAGUUGGCGGGCUUACCUUCAGAUCGUGUCCAAUGGGCCAUCGACGGCUGUAACCUGCCGGCCCCCGCGCUGCCCCUUCAGCAUCUGGCCGCUAUCUACGCCCGCAUUGCCAAUGCGGCUGAUGCGGUCCCCUCGGAUCAUCUGUCUCCUCGAACGCAGGCCCUAGGUCGCAUCUUUCGAGCGAUGGCGGGCCAUCCGGAACUGGUGGGAGGAGAUGGUCGGUUCUGUACCGCGCUGAUGCAGGCAUUUGAGGGAGCUCUGAUCGGCAAGGUGGGAGCGGACGGCUGUUACGCCAUUGGGGUGCGUGCUUCAGAUUACACGCAGCGGCUGGGUAGCAGCGGGGCUCUGGGGAUUGCGGUUAAGAUUGAGGAUGGCAAUCGGGAGAUACUCUAUGCCGCUGUGGUUGAGAUCCUGCGCCGACUCCAGAUCGGCUCUCCCGUGCAGCUGCAGUCGUUGGCCGCAUUUCAUAAACCCGAGAUCCGAAACACGGCCGGCGUGGUGACAGGGCACACCUCGCACCAAUUUCAAAUGGGCAAGGUAUAG